Molecule: messenger RNA, 898 nt
Organism: Rosa rugosa (rugosa rose)
Lineage: Eukaryota; Viridiplantae; Streptophyta; Magnoliopsida; Rosales; Rosaceae
Exons: 3
Coding region: 81-536 (151 amino acids)
Cellular component (GO): chloroplast
Source: RefSeq, a predicted model, not a curated record
GAGAGGUCACAAUUGAAACAAAGCUAAUCCAUUCCUCUACUCAUCUCAUUGUAGUGAAACAGAAUCACAUACGGGAGAGAAUGGGAACAGCCCUUCUCUCAGUCCAAGCACCUCAUCACAUCCCUCUCUCUCAAUUCCAUUACACCAACACUACCAAGUCAUGGAGGAGCUUCUCUCAGACCUACCCAUUAGAACCCAAGUCUACCAUCCUUCUCUGCUCAACCUCUUCAGCUUCAGUUGUAGAAGACACUGCUUCUCCUCCACCUGAUGAUUCACUUGCUGCCAAAUCAGAAUCCCCCAUCAAAGAGCUUCCCCUCAGUGCUUGCAAGUCCUGUGGAAGAGAAGAAGUGGAGAAGGGAUGCAAUGGUGAAGGAAGGAUUCAAGGUGGAAUUGCAACAUUUCCAGGAUUUGGUUGGUGGCCCAUAAAGGCUUACAGGCCAUGCCCUGGAUUUUUGGAAUCAGGCGGCCGGUAUAAGCGACAAGGACAAAGCCUGGAUGAGGUUGCCUUUGGAAGAGGUGGGAAAGGAGAAAACUAGCAUUGAGGUCCAACCCAAGCAAGAAGAAGGAAGGAUCUAAGGAAAUUAAAGGAUGUAAAAGAUGCAGAGCCAGUGCCCCAAUUGGAGGGUUGUGUAUGCAAAAUCAUGUGGUAUGCCGUAUGCAUCACAGGACUUUCUCUUGAAAGAUAUAUGUUUUUUCAAAAUACCUAUUUGUUCCAUUAAUGAAUGUACCAUUUAGAGAACUAACCUCAUAUAUGUGUGCGCGGGCGCAUACAUAUACAUUUAUGCAUUACUUUCGUAGAUAUUGGUUUCCAAUACACAAUUGUAUUUAAGUUUUUUCAGUGUACCAAUUUUUUGGCAAAACAAUUAAAGAAUGUUUUUCUCAUUUAGGCCAUUUUAAA